Diaporthe citri is the source of this 1779-nucleotide messenger RNA. RefSeq lists its product as uncharacterized. The coding region runs from base 1 to 1779 and encodes 592 amino acids. The transcript has 4 exons. Gene Ontology annotation, biological process: spindle pole body localization; nuclear pore organization. Lineage: Eukaryota; Fungi; Ascomycota; Sordariomycetes; Diaporthales; Diaporthaceae. The record is from RefSeq and is a predicted model, not a curated record. Gene Ontology annotation, molecular function: spindle pole body-nuclear membrane anchor activity. Gene Ontology annotation, cellular component: nuclear pore transmembrane ring; spindle pole body.
AUGGCUCCAGUCAGGCGGGCUCCCUAUAAGGACUUUCUCCAGCCUGCGCUGCAUCGGCGCUUCACAAGCACUGCGACCAUCCUUCUGGCCAUCGCCUUCGUCGAGUCUGUCGUCCUCGCCAGUUGGGACUCCCUCUUCUGGGCGGUCUUCCCAGUUGGGCCAACCGGCAUACGAGCCUUCUUCAUCUUCCUCUGCGGCCUGGCGAUCCUCGUCCUCCGAAUCGCACAAUACCAUGUCGGCCUCCGUACCUCCAACUCCGGCCUGCAGACCUUCGUCAAAUGCGCUGUGACUCCUCAGACCCUGGAAGCAGUCGUCUCAUACACACUGUCAUCAUGGCUCUUCAGCCAAAUUUACCUGCGGUCGGCGACGGAGGAUCUCGCAUGGGUGUCAGUUCAGCCAGGCGUGGGCGGCAGGGUGCGAUUGAACGAGAAGCCCAUCUUCUUUACAGUUCACUUCCUGGUCCUGGGCGUCGUACACGGCGCCCUGCACAUCGUCCGCGAUGACGACCGGUUGAGCCUCGGCGCAGCGAGGCUGCGGGCCCACGAUGCCCCUGCAGCAGAACCGCCGCGGCCCUGGUCCACACGGCUGAUGAGCGAGGUUCCCCUCCUGGCCCACCGCGCUCUCAUCCAGACGCUGGCCGUGCUCGCCUUGAACAUUGUCUUCUACCAUGCUGUCCUGCGGAGCUUAGCCUGGAGGGUUGCGCUGGUCUUCUUCCGCCCCUUCUACACCAUGCCGAAGACCAACUUAGCUCCGACAACAUACGGUGGUAUAAGCUUUCCAUUAUGGGUCAAGUGUUCCGGCGCUAGCUUUAUGUUGCUGUUCUUGUGGCUGGCGGGCAACAGGAUGUUCUCAAUGUUCCUUGUCAGGCCACCAUUGAAGAACGGAAACCCUCUCACGUCGGAGUCGAAGGACCCGAACGGGAGUCUUUUGAACGGGUUGAAAAGCAAGAAGCUGCCUAUCAAGUGUUUCGCGACGUGGGAACUGGCACUGAUUGCCAGGGACUUCCAACCGCGGCGCCAGGCUAUCUAUCAGGACAUUGACAGGAAAGACGGCCCAAUGUGGUCGCAAGUUUACACACUAUGUCUCCAGGCAGUGAAAGACGUGGAGUCGAGGAUCGACGAGUAUACCAAAGCUGCUGCCGCCGCUACAGCUACCGCCGCGAAAGCAGGCAGCAGCGAGAAGGCGCUGGUCCAGACGCCGACUAAGACCUUCCGAGACGAGUUGGGCGACUUGGCCAAGAAAAAGAUCGUGUCGCCAGGCCAGCCUUCUCGGCUAAGUCCAUUGGUGCAGAAGGGGGUAACCCAUGCGAAAGACUACGUGGAGGAUAUUGCCAGGCAGGCGACUGGCUCGGACGCCGACGACAACCCAUUCCAGUACUGGACCAGACAAGUCCUGGCCUCACCACUCGGUCGGCCAUUCACGCAAAGCUUCUCGCAAAGAAUCACGACUGUGGUCCUAGAAGGACCCUACGGAGAGCCUGCACACGCGAUCAACGCCAUAUCGGCACUGACGAGGCUGGCGGUGCUGAGCCUGGCAGAGGACAGCUACGGAAACGUCCAGCGGGACGUGGCGUCCAUCAUCCGGACGUUCACGGCGGUUAAAACGAAGCUGGACGCGUUCAAGGCGGAUUUCCCGUUGCACUGGACGGACCACGAUACAGCGAGGGAGUGCAAGGAAGUGGAUGCGAUUCUGGAGACACUCAGGGAGGGGCUCGUGCAACUUGUGACGGCAUUUGGCCCAUAUGCGAGGGACCUCAGGUUGACCUUUGCGGACAGUUGA